Molecule: messenger RNA, 1068 nt
Organism: Didymodactylos carnosus
Lineage: Eukaryota; Metazoa; Rotifera; Eurotatoria; Philodinida; Philodinidae
Source: the annotation of a GenBank genome assembly
AUGAACAAUGAUACGAUAAACAACUUGUCCUCAUCAAAUAAUCGUUCAUUAUCCAAUCGGUAUUAUCCAUUACAAAAUUUUUCAUCAUCUCACAAUCAGUUCGGCACAAUUGGAAGUCAAUUAACAUCCGUGUUAAAUUUACCACGUCAACAACAGCAACAAAAAUCAAUCGUCUUACCAAUACAUAAAUCAGUAUAUCAUUCGAAUAAUUCAUCAAAAUGUUUGUCACCCGUACAUUGCCCUCAGCAACAUCAAAAGGUACAGGACGCAGUUGAAUCUCCAACGACAAAACAUUCAUCUGUUCCAACUUCACAGAAUCCAUCAUUUGAAUGUGUAUGGAACUGGAUAUUAUUUUCACCAGCAUACUAUCCACAGUAUUAUAGUCCACACCAAUGUAAACCUAACGAUUCUUCUUCUAUAACAUAUUCGAAUACAGAAGAAAAUGAUUUAAUCUCAUGGUUAUUAAAUAGUGAUGAAGAUAUAUCGUCUUCUACUGAUAUUACUGAUACGCCUUCUGAUGAUGAAUCAUCUACAUCGGAAUUAAUUGCUCGUCAUCGAUGUACAUCGCCAACAAGAUCCGAUUCAGAUGAUGGUUAUAUAUCGUCAUCUGAUCAAGGGUCAAAUUCGUUAAUUUAUUCGUCUUGUGAACUAAUAAAAGAUGAAGAAAAAUCACUGAAAAUUAAUCAGAGUAAUGUUGUCAGUUCUCAAGAGCCACUGUUACUUACACCUCUCAAAAAAGCUCCCUUGUCAUAUGCGGCAACCGUUAGUUCGUCAAAACCAAAUGUAAUUUUAAAUAAAUUCGCUACAUCACCCAAAAAGCCCACGGUAACGGAAACAGCGGAUAAUAUUCUGGCUUUGCGUUCACCAACUCCAACAACAUCAUUGCAAAAGCCAAAAUUAUUUUUUGUUGCACCCCGUUUUGAACGUUUAUAUCAACAAAAAGAGAGAACAAAUAAUACACCAUCGUCUUCAGCAAAUAAUAAAACGCGUACAUACAAUCAACAAACGGUAACAACAACAACGACUGUACAUUCAAAUCAUUCGCUAACAAUAACAAAACGUCGUUGA